UGAAGUAAUUAAAAAUUUUAUCUUCCUACAUUUAAUUACGAUUAUUAUUUUUUCUAUAUCUUUAUGAGUGGGUCAACGUCAACAUGGUCAAUAGUGUACAUAGUGGUAUAGUACACUGUACAAUGAAUCAUAAGAAAGUAUACAAACAUGCGAAACCAACAAUUUAAAAAAUGUACAUUCAAUACAUUUCUUUUGUUUUUUAGGUUCUUUAGCUACGUGAACGAAAAUCACUUAUUCCAUAGACCUACUUAUUCCACGUUUAUUUCCCUUCUGAACAACUACCACUAUAUGACGGGAACCAGUGAAUAUCAGACGUCGGCCGAGGAGGCGGAAGUGUCGUCUUUUCUCUCCCAGAUCUCUCAGACAAGAGUCAUGGAAUUAACACAGCAAUUCCUACACUCAAAAGGGCUAACUGGAAGCUCCAUGUCCGAAUUCACAAGAACUCUGAGGAAAAUUUGGUUUGAUUUUUACCCACGUUCAUCUCACACAACGCAUGAAGACACGAGUGCAUUCGAACAUGUUUUUGUUGGUGAAACCACUAUUUCAAAAAUUGAUGGUUUUCAUAACUGGAUCCAAUAUUAUCUUGAAGAAAAACACGGAAACCUCAAUUAUCUCGGAUUUGUUUACACUAAACAGCCCCAAAUCGUAGGGACUCACUUCCAGUGGCACCAAAAGAUCAAAAGCCUAAGUUCAUUUAUCAUUGGUUCAAGUCCUGAAUUUGAACUCGCCAUGUAUACCGUCUGCUUCUUUGUGCGCCAAAACGGAGACUGCAGAUUCUCAAUGGCUGGUCAUAGCAUGGAUAUAAAGAGCUACUCCGUUUCAUUUGGAUCGUACACGAAUCUCAUCGCCACAGCAUAUGUUAACUGAAUGAUCUCAUAAAUAAAGAUUUUGAGAUAAAA
Messenger RNA from Ostrea edulis (European flat oyster), 899 nucleotides. RefSeq names its product uridylate-specific endoribonuclease-like. The coding region runs from base 148 to 867 and encodes 239 amino acids. Gene Ontology annotation, molecular function: RNA endonuclease activity. The record is from RefSeq and is a predicted model, not a curated record. The transcript has 3 exons. NCBI's taxonomy places the organism in Eukaryota, Metazoa, Mollusca, Bivalvia, Ostreida, Ostreidae.